Molecule: messenger RNA, 1108 nt
Organism: Biomphalaria glabrata
Lineage: Eukaryota; Metazoa; Mollusca; Gastropoda; Planorbidae
Product: small nuclear ribonucleoprotein F
Exons: 4
Coding region: 122-388 (88 amino acids)
Biological process (GO): mRNA splicing, via spliceosome; spliceosomal snRNP assembly
Cellular component (GO): catalytic step 2 spliceosome; U1 snRNP
Molecular function (GO): RNA binding
Source: RefSeq, a predicted model, not a curated record
UUUUUGAACUACUACGAGCAUGCGCAAAACUAAACUUAUAAUCGAUCCUUUCACGUUUUCCGGCAUUUUACCGCACUAUUUAUUGCAGAAGUGUCGUUGAAAACACAACAAAAUAUCAAACAUGGCAGCUACGCUGCCUAUGAACCCAAAGCCCUUUCUAAAUGGGCUCACGGGUAAGCCAGUCAUGGUGAAACUGAAGUGGGGAAUGGAGUAUAAAGGAUAUCUUGUGUCAGUUGAUGGCUACAUGAAUCUCCAGUUGGCAAACACAGAAGAAUUCAUUGAUGGUCAGCUUGCAGGGAAUCUAGGAGAAGUCCUCAUCAGGUGCAACAAUGUUCUGUACAUCAGAGGUGUUGAGGAAGAAGAUGAGGAGGGAGAGACAAGAGACUGAAGAAUCUCAAGUCCCAUUGAUGUCACCAGUCAGAGCCGCCUUUAGAGCUCAUCUUUUUGUGUGCUGUUGUUCUUGUCAAAUGCUGUAAACCAUGAUGAAAACCUGACUCUUGUACAUAUACAACCUGACUUAUGAACAUGAUAUCUCACCCUCAUUACAAGUUGUGGAUCAGUUUUGUGUUUUUCUUAGCUUGAACAUGUAGUCCAACAUUUUAAUGUCGUUUUUAUUGUCACAUUGUUUCAUCUUUUUUUACCUGACAACCUGACUAUAAAUCAUUUCUUUUAUUAUUGAUCAUAUCUUCAUUGUUGUAUGGUGGUCAUACCUAGCAAUUUUCAUUGACCAAAAAAAGGUUUUUUAAUUUUUAUAAUGAUGGUUCAAUGUUGAAUUUUUAGUUGGCAAUGCUGACCAUGUGUUGGUCUGUAGCUUUAGUUCUUAAUUGUUGAUUGUUGUUAUCUUGAUAUUGUAUUUCCAUGUUCAAUGUUGUUUGCUAGUUGUCAGCAAAACCAUGAUGAAGUAAACACAAGUUGUUAGUUGAACUAAACAAAAAAGAUCUCCUUAUUUCAAACUGACAGUUUCACAUAUUUUAUGUGCUACUUUGGUGGUAGUGCCAGCCAUUGUCUCAUGAAUAAAACUGGUGAAUGUUCUGGAAAGUUAUCAUUCCAUUUCUUUGUUCAUUUCUACAUUUGGGCAUCUAAUUAAAAAGUUGGAGAUUUUAGCCAG